This is a messenger RNA of Engraulis encrasicolus (European anchovy), 2017 nucleotides long. Its product is annotated as high affinity choline transporter 1-like. Gene Ontology annotation, cellular component: plasma membrane. The transcript has 8 exons. The record is from RefSeq and is a predicted model, not a curated record. Gene Ontology annotation, molecular function: choline:sodium symporter activity. Gene Ontology annotation, biological process: transmembrane transport; choline transport; acetylcholine biosynthetic process. NCBI's taxonomy places the organism in Eukaryota, Metazoa, Chordata, Actinopteri, Clupeiformes, Engraulidae. The coding region runs from base 1 to 1674 and encodes 557 amino acids.
AUGGGCCUAAACGUACCUGGUUUGAUCACUCUUCUGGGCUUCUACGCGGUUGUCCUGGCAACAGGAAUAUGGGCCUCCAGGAGAGCAAAAGCAAAGGUGACCACAGGGACUGUCACCGAGGUGACGUUGCUGGGGGGACGCACCAUCGGUAUGGCCGUGGGAAUUUUCACCAUGACUGCUACCUGGACUGGAGGAGGGUUCAUUCUUGGGGUUGCAGAAACUGUUUAUACUCCAGGAAAAGGCCUUGUUUGGGCAAUGCCACUCCAAUUUUCCGUCACAUUCAUAAUAGCUGGUUUGGUCUUCGCUAAACCUAUGAGGGAGAGGAAAUAUGUGACAAUGAUGGAUCCUUUUCAGAUCAAGUAUGGCAAAGUGGUGGCUACUUUGAUGAUCAUCCCUAACAUCGCUUCAGAGAUUCUUUAUUUUGGUUGCGUACUUUUGGCACUGGGGGGAACGACAAGCUCCGUUCUCGAUUUGCCAUUCGUCUACUCUGUGGUCAUAUCUGCAGCAGUAACGAUCAUCUAUACUCUCCUUGGAGGUUUCUACUCUGUGGCCUACACUGAUGUCAUUCAGUUGGUCUUUAUUUUUGCUGCAUUGUGGCUGCUUGUACCAUUCAUCUUUUUGAACCCUAUCCCUCUUGACAUCAGCGUCACAGCCUUGAAUCACACCUACCAGCCACCUUGGAUUGGACAAAUACCGACACAGGACAUUGGAAAAUGGCUUGAUGAAUUUCUUGUGGUGAGCUUUGGAGGACUUGCAACACAGUGCCUCCAUCAGAGAAUCCUGUCCUCCUCAUCAGCGGCGAGAGCACAGGUCACAUGCUUUAUUGCAGCUGUGAUGAUCAUCAUCCUGGGAGUUCCAUCCGUUCUCAUUGGAGCAGUGGCAGCAUCCACAGAUUGGAAUCAAACAGACUAUGGUGCCCCUUCUCCAUACGAUCGUGGAGAAGCCUAUAGCAUCCUGCCCAUCUGUCUGCAGUAUCUCACCCCUCAAUUUGUCUCCGUCAUUGGGAUCGCCGCUGUGGCUGCAGCCGUGAUGUCCUCAGCAGACUCUAUGCUCAUCUCCGCCACGUCAAUGUUCAGCUCCAACAUCUACAAGAACAUCAGAAAACAGGCCUCAGACCGAGAGAUGCAGUGGGUGAUCCGCAUCUCUAUUGUUGUGGUUGGUGUGGUCGGCACAGCUCUGCCCUUCCUAACCAACAGCAUCAUAGGGCUUUACAUCCUGGCGGCGGACGUUGCAUACUGCGUAAUCUUUCCUCAUCUGGUCUGUGUCGUCUUUUGCCCCGUCGCCAACGGUUAUGGGGGCGCCAUGGGGUAUUUCCUGGGUAUCCUGCUGAGGUGUUUGUGUGGAGAGCCAACCAUUGGACUCCCAGCGGCCAUCCAUUUUCCGGGUGGUGAAACAGUCGAUGGUGUUUACAUCCAGAGAGCACCUGUCCGGACAGUAGCCAUGCUUGUCACGCUGAUCUGCGUCCUGUUUUUCUCGUACAUCUUUGAGCAACUAUUCCACCGUGAUGUACUUCCUAAGCGAUGGGACAUCCUUAAGGUCAGCCAUGUGACCACACCACCACAGAGGCUGGAACAAGCGAGCAGUGACGCCGAUGGACAAAUGGAGACAAUGAUGUCAGCAUCUGACACAGGCCAUUUGGAGUGGCCGCAAGUAGAAGAAAGCACAAAGCUGUAGUAUACUGACAAUGGAGCAGAAUAUUGGAGUGCCGACUGUGGACUGUGUGUUUCCCCGUAUGAUUUCCUCUCUGUAUUUGUGCAUAUGUGUGUGAGCAGGGCCGGAUUAACAUGGUCUGGGGCCCCUAGGCUACAGGUUGCUGUAGGCCCCCCCUGAAAGCAUAUUUCCCGACAAAUGUACAUAGGCUUAAUUCCUAGAUCAUAAUUAUGACACUGUCUAACAUGUCUACCAACUGCACUCAAGACAACAAAUUUUCACUUUUAUUCGAUCCGGGCCCCCUGGCAGGUGGGGACCCCUAGGCUACAGCCAUAUCUAGCCUGUGUGUUAAUCCGGCCCCGUGUGU